Molecule: messenger RNA, 1775 nt
Organism: Chondrus crispus (carragheen)
Lineage: Eukaryota; Rhodophyta; Florideophyceae; Gigartinales; Gigartinaceae
Product: F-box and leucine rich repeat containing protein
Exons: 3
Coding region: 1-1293 (430 amino acids)
Biological process (GO): SCF-dependent proteasomal ubiquitin-dependent protein catabolic process
Cellular component (GO): SCF ubiquitin ligase complex
Molecular function (GO): protein binding
Source: RefSeq, a predicted model, not a curated record
AUGGAGCACACAUUAGUCGACAAGAGCAUUGCUCUUCGAGACGACGAUCAUGUGGAGAUCACAGUUCUUGACCCCGAUCAACGUGAUGAAAUGCAAAGAGACCGUGAGCGACUACUUCGAUCUCACCGAGAGUUUUCGGCCCAAGUUCCUUCGCAGCACGGGCUGAAGAGACCUUUCCCGUUUGAGAGUUCAUCAGUUCAGAAGAAUGUUGGAGCCAAGCGCUUGCGCAAAGACGCCGGCACUCGAGGUCGUCCGGAAACGCAGGGGACCGUACCAAAAAGUCCCCUAGAUGUCCUGACAGACGAUUUAUUAAUGGAAAUAUUUUCACACCUUCCCCAGCUUCCUUCCAUCCUUACUAUUCGCCAAGUCUGUCAAAGGUGGAAGACGCUUUCUUGUAACCCGCGCUUAUGGAGAGCUCUGUCGUUCGAAGGUCACGAACAUGUCACAUCAAGUAAUGUAAAGGCCCUCUGUAGAAGCAUGUCUACAUUUCCAAUGCUGAAAACGCUUUCCUUAGCCAAGGUCCAUGGCGUUGGUGAUGAGGAAGUAAGAAAUAUCCCUCGAACAUGUGCUGCCUCUCUGCAAGACGUGGACUUAUCUUGGUGCAGUGGAGCGACUGACAAAAGUGUUGUUGAGUUCUCGAGAUGCCCAGGUCUGCGUGAGCUACGGUUGUCACACUGCCGAAGGGUUACGAGGCGGAGUGUUCGCAUUUUGGCAGUGAGAUGUCCGCGAUUACAGGUUCUAGAUAUGAACUGCAUUAGUGGAGUGCGAGAUUCGUUGCUCAAGGUGAUUGGCCAAAACUGCCCCUUUCUCCGCGUGUUGAACAUUGCCAAUGCGCGGAAUGUAACGGAUGAGGGCGUUACGCACAUGACAAGAGGUUGCGUGAGGCUGGAAGUGCUCGAUCUGUCGUGGUGCCUGAGAAUUUCAGACUAUUCAGUUUUGAGGAUCGCUGAAAAUUUACCACAUCUUCGUGAGUUGGGUUUGUCCGAAACGAGGGUGACGGACAUUGGUAUGUCAGAACUGACGAGGUGCUGCACACGGCUACAGAUCUUGCACCUUGCAAGGUGUGUCUACAUAACAGACACUGGAGUCGAUAGCAUCAUUUCUCAUUGUCAAAAGCGAUUGAUCUCUCUAAAUCUAGCGACUUGUGAACUCGUUUCCGACCAGUUCGUUGAACGCUUGAUCAGAGAAUGCCCCAAGCUCAAGAGUCUAGACGUGUCAAAGCUGCCAUGUCGCGAGAUAUCUGGUAUGCUCGACCAGAUUACCAACGCUCGAGAUAUCGAAGUCUAUUUUUGAUUUGAGUUACGCAAGAGAGACGCCGGUAAUCGACGUCAGGAGAACCGUUACGGUCUAUAAUCAGGUACAUUGCAAGCUUUGAUCUUCGCGUACCUCACUUGUAGAAGCUCUUGUUGUCGCUUAUAGCUCAAACUGUGCAUCUGCAGAUGUCACUGUGUGUGAAACAGCAACUGGGGAAAGGCCAGUUUUUGCCGUUCGACAGCUUACCUUCAUUUGUAACACCACUUGUUCUCGUUAUAUAUCUGAUCGGGAUUGGUCACACAACGAGCACGCAUGCCACUAGCGUUGGGCAUCCCAUUGCACGCAACUACUGCAAAUCAAAACAGAUGGAUGGUCAUAUGUGGCUUCCCUACUUGUUCAAAUAUACUUUCGAUGUGCCUCCCGCUUACUCUAAAGAUAGAAAGUGAGGCAUGAGCCUUGUGUUUUUGAGCUAGGGGACAGAUCCAUGUGGUGUUCCACAAGAGGCAAAGGUAUGGCACGCG